Messenger RNA from Bacidia gigantensis, 2226 nucleotides. RefSeq lists its product as uncharacterized. Lineage: Eukaryota; Fungi; Ascomycota; Lecanoromycetes; Lecanorales; Ramalinaceae. The record is from RefSeq and is a predicted model, not a curated record. The transcript has 2 exons. Bases 1 to 2226 code for a protein of 741 amino acids.
AUGCCAAGGCUUAUCGUAAAGCAAGACUGGGAUUUGUGCGUCCAUAAGCGAGGUCUACUGGACGUCAUGGAUUUCUUGUACAAGAAGCUGUGGUCCUUCCUCGACAGCAAGUCAGCAUUGCCGGAAGGAGGGAGCAGCGAUCCUUAUCUUGCAGCGCUGAGGCUAUGGAAGCAUUUCCAAAGUAUAUAUGCCGCAAAGGCCGAUCAGGACGAAUUCAAGGCCACCCUUUCACAGCCGCAGGUCAGGUCAUGGGUCAUUUUGAAUCAUUGGUGGAAUGCUCAUCUUCACCCGAAAAAGCCGGAAGAGGACGAAGCUACAGUUGCUCUGCUCAAAGCUGCACAGGCAAGGCAGGAUGAGCACCCUGAAAAUGGCGACCGAGCAGGCUAUCAAAGCCUUCUUGCACAUUUGUUCGUCGCUGAAAUGGUCAUCUACCAACAAAUCAGGCAGCUAGAUGCGCUGCCUCUCUCGAAUCUACCCCCGAGAGCGCAGCAAAUCAUCAAGCAAAUCGGUGACAAGGUGACUUUGGCAAGACAACGCGCUCUCAAGCAGGCUGUAUGGCAAGCGCUUGGGCAACGCUCAUAUCAGAUACUGUCAGGUGGUGCAUCAGAAGCUCAGGGGAUGACUCACAUAGGAUCCACGCUGGAGCCCUGUCCAUGGCUGAGAUUUGAAGACCGAGCAACUUUAAGGAGACCAGCUUAUUUGUGGGAUAGACAGGCCCAGAAGUCAGUCAAAGUCAGGGAUAUCGUCGAUCGAAGCCUGAAGUACUAUUGCGUUAGCCAUACAUGGGGCCGUUGGCGCAGAAAAGCAAUUCAAAUUACUGGCGUAGAAUGGGCUGUGCCCACGAAUUCUCGAUUCAGAGUCGAAGACCUGCCUGCAAUUUUCCAACGCCUUGAUUGGCCCGUGCGGUAUAUCUGGUUUGAUCUGUUCUGCAUUCCUCAAGUAGAGUGUGCUGAACAAGCCGAAGAAAUUGGAAAGCAAGCUGAGAUAUUUCGCCAGGCGGAAUGCAGUGUCAUAUGGAUGCAUGAUGUUGUCGGAUGGAAGCUUCUCGAGCUAUGCUUAUCCUGGCUGGGCUUGAACCAUUUGCACCGCAAUGAUCCGCUUGAUAUUGGAGUUCGGAAUUGUUUGGAGGAUCUCAGUAAGCAGCUGAACGAAACUCUUCCCUCUCUUCCGUCGGAUGAAUCUCUUAAUCCAUGGGCUCCAGUGCCAGAGGACGAUUCGACCUCGGCCGAGGACGUCGCAUUUCAUAAGAAGAAUCCAGGAUCACGGUGGUUCUCAUCACUUUGGACGUUGCAAGAGGCCUACCUGCGCCCUUCGUCCCUUCUCGUUGACAGAGAUUGGAAUUUUCUCAGUAUAGGCAAGACAGCGUUGAUCACCUUGGACAACCUCGCUAGUCUAGCCUACGGACCUCCUUCAGAAGUCGCCGAAUCGAAGGAAAGACCUAAAGCUAUAGAGGUGCUACUGUUCACUAUGAAGAGAUGGGAGCUGACCGACUUGUCGUCUCCGAGUCGAAUGUCCCUUCUCGUUGCUGCUGAAUCUCGUCAGUCAACCAGCCCAAGAGCUGAAGCAAUCAUGUCUGCUUUAGGAAUCACUGAUUGGUUUGAGCGCUACCGGAAACAGCAUGGUAAAGCGCCUCCUCAGAAAGAUCUUGUGUUCAAUCAGUAUCCCUUAGACUUUCUUCAAGAGGCACAACGUAAGAUUGGCGGGUCCUUCUUCCUUCAUGGGCGUCUUCCACAGAAUACGUUUCAAGACGCGGAGAGUGGGGAAUCGUUUGGGACAAUGCUCCCCUUGGCCCAUAAUCCAAAGUUCUGGCAGGUUGCUCAAGCAUUCACUUUCCCUGCAAGUGAGUGGACAAUGUCGCUCACAGACCAUUGGGAGAUACAACUCGAUGGAUCCGUGAUAAUGAAGGAAGCUGCUGCCCUGUACAGUAACAAGGAUGAGUUGUCGUCCGCUGAUGGUGGGCCAGUGACCAUCUCAACUCCCGAGGGAUACGUACCUUUUGAUUCGUUUAAUGCGUGGGCUUCACAGCUUCCUGAGGCCCCCUAUCGUUUCGCCGUGGCUGUUGUACGUUACAACUACCGUCAAUUUGGCAUCAUCCUUGAAGGUAUCGAAUCUCCAGCUCGUGAUGGUAGCAUUGUCCUGGUGAAGACGGCCAUUUUCUUCACAAACGAGCGGUGGUGCCGGGAGGAUUUGGUCAAACCUACGCCCGUUCAUUGGCGCGUGCUUUGA